Patella vulgata (common limpet) is the source of this 6050-nucleotide messenger RNA. RefSeq lists its product as uncharacterized. The transcript is spliced from 38 exons. NCBI's taxonomy places the organism in Eukaryota, Metazoa, Mollusca, Gastropoda, Patellidae. Bases 24 to 6050 code for a protein of 2008 amino acids. The record is from RefSeq and is a predicted model, not a curated record.
ACUUGAAAUAAAUAAACAUCAAAAUGGAUGACAGAUUAAAGUGGCUAGAAACAAGAAUAACGUCUUCUUUAAGACCAAGAAAUGAAGACUUGAAGAAUAUGUUCCUAAAUGAUGAAAACAGAUUGGCUUUUUAUGAGUUUAUAAAUAAUGAAGAUGUAAAGAGAUUGUAUGUUUAUAAACGUCCACCCAGAAAUAUCACAGCAUCACAAUUACCACCAUAUGAUUUACAGUCUAAAUGUAUAUUCUUCUUAAAAUGUAACUCAGGUACCAAGUUAGCUAAGGAUAAUAUGGAUCAAGAGGUAUUUUAUAUGGAUUGUACAUCUUUGCCAUUAGAACAUUUAGAAUUAACUAUAAGAGAAGUAUUUUUACCAUUAUUGGGUAUUAAUCAGCCCAGUGUCACAGGGGCUGGUAUUAAUGGUGAUAAAUUAAUGGACAUUUUACAUAGGUUAAUGGCUGCGGUGGAGAUUACACAGGGUCAUGUUGAGGGCCGUAUUAUUUUAAACUUGCCAUCAAUAGAGGUAUUAGCCGAGGCAGCAUCAGCAGUGAACAGACGAUCAGCUGUACUACAUGUUUUAGAAACCACAGUCAUUGGCUGGAUAAAGCAAAUAAGGACUGUUUUACGUCACGAUCCCCAAUCUGAUCUAUUAUCACAGUUUGGAGCAGAACCCGGUCCUUUAGAGGAAAUCAAAAUGUGGGAAAAACAAUUAGAACGACUGCAGUCUGUCAAUUCACAACUAGAUUCUGAUGUUGCUCGAGAUAUUUUACACAAUCUAGAACAAGCCAACAGUCAAUAUGCACAUUCCUUUAAUACUGUUAGAAAAGACAUUGAUAAGGCAGUUAUUGAUACCAAUAAAAUACUGAAUUUCCUUAGUACAAUGAGACAAUGGUUUGAUAGAUUACAUGAGUCAACACAACCAGCAGAUAUGUUGAUAUUAUUUAAACCUCUGAUGACAUCUUUACUGUUAGUCUGGACACAUUCCACAUAUUAUCAUCAAAUUGACAAAUUUCAUAAUUUAUUACGCUUGUUAUCUAAUGAAGUUGUACAUAGAGCUAUUGCUAUGGUUGGUGCUGAUAUAUUACGAGAACCAUUAGAGUCUUAUACCAAAUUAAAGGAUGCUUUAAAAGUUUGUGCAGCUUUCCGUGGAACAUAUUUAGAUUUUAAAGAUAAGGCAGAUGAUCAAAAUGCUCAAAAUAUUGCGGAAAAUGCUGAGAGACUUGCUGCACGGCCUCAAGGUAGUUUAUUUAUGACUAAAAUGUAUGGACCUCAUGCCUACACACCCCGUUAUGGUAUAAGGAAAUCGGAUGGUGAUUCGUCUAGUCAAACAUUGGAAGAAGAUGAACUGUGGACUGAUAGUCCAUGGCCUCCACGAAAUGCACCUAGUUUUGAUCUGCUAAACAGCUUUAUGGAAAGAUGUAAUGAUGUAUUAGAAUUGGUAGAAACAACACGUCAUUUCCGUCUGCUAGCAGAUGCAGCAGAAGUAGGUGGUGCUGGUAGUAUGAGUCUGGAUGCCAUGGUAAAAGAAAUACAUCAGAAAUAUACACUAGCAAUGAACGAAUUCUUCUCUGUAGUAGAUAAUGUUCUCAGUAUUGAUGGAUCCCAAUCUUUCGAACGAUGUUUCUUCAAAUUUCGAACAGUUGUCAAGGGAUUAGAGAAGCGACUAGCAGGAAUAUUACGACAAGCGUUUAGUCAAUGUCCUACUGUAGAAGCACAGUUACGUCUGCUAGAAGUAUUUGAAGGUGUCAGUAGUAGAGAAUUAGUUCAGGCUCAUCUAAAGGAUAAAGAUGCUAAAUUAGUUGAGGCUUUUACAGCUGAAUUAAUACAGGUUAAAGAUAUGUUUGCAGAUAAUUCUCUUAAUCCACCAUUACAUUAUAAUAUGCCACCUAUAGUUAGUAGAUUGAUGUGGGUACAUGCUCUUAGAGAACGCAUUAGGAUUCCGAUGGAGAAACUACGACAGGUGAGUCCACACUCACUAGAUGGUGAUACAGGCUGGCAGAUGAGGGAUACAUAUAAUGGUUGUCAAUCAGAAUUAGAGAGAUACGAGAAUAAAUUGAUCAGUGACUGGCAGAAUAAUAUAACUGCAGAAUUAACGUUACGUCUGAAACAACCGCUACUGACAGCUGAAGAUUAUGAUGAAGAUAUUGACCUUCGACCUCAAGUUGUCCAUGUCAACCUUGACCCUCAGUUGUUGCUGUUGCUGAGAGAGAUACGCUACCUUGGUCGUAAACCCUUUAAUAUCAAACUACCAGAAGGGGCCAAAGAAUUGAUACGAAAUACAGACUCAUUUGAACUAUCGGUGACAGCGACACGAUUAGAGACAAUCGUAUCUAAAUAUAAUACUAUCAUGAAGACUAUAACCUCGUUUGAAAGACCAAUGUUUGAACGCAAGUUGGCCAAAAUAGAUCAUUUAUUUGAACAAGGUUUACAAGAUUAUACAUGGAAGAUGAAAGAAUCGACUGAUUUUAUAGAAACAGCCAUGUCGUUAGUUUGUUUGGAUGUCCAUCAAAACCUCGAUAUUGUACAAACUAACUGUCAUGACAUCGUAGAAAUUACAAUAUCCUGGGCUAAAAAUACACUGGAUGUUUUCCGUGCUCGAGAUCCACAGAUGUCAUAUCCUAUGGAAGAGUUGUUAGAGAUGCAGAGUCAAUUAGCCGAUGAAUUAGAGAAUGUUGUUUUACCAUCUGGUAAUAGAAUACAUCAAUUAGUCAGUAAAUCAUUUGAGGCUGUUCAGAUUAGUGAAGCAUCCCCUGCCUGGCAGGACUACAUAGAUUAUAUAGAUGCUAUUGUACUGGAUGGUCUAAAACAAGCCACAUUAACCAGUCUUAUGUCUAUGUUGAAUACACUGGUUCAAGCUAACAUGGCAGAAACGGAAAUACCUGAGACUGUUAUACCUAUCCUAACAAUCCGACUAGAAUUGAUAGAUAACAACGUAUCAUUCUGUCCACCAUUAGAUCAAAAUACAUCAGUUGUUAGUGUACAGGAACUUGUACACAAAUGGUUGGACAGUUACCUGGCUCGUGGUGUACUUGUUAAAAUGCUGGGCAAUAAGGGAACAUAUCAGGAUUAUAUUGAAGCUGAUGAUGAAGUUCGACAGUUACUGUCUAAUAUACACCAGGUUGUAGAUGAUAAUAGCCUGGAAUGUAAGAAAUUAUUAGAGGUAUUUAAAGAUUACUCGUUCCUAUGGUUACGAGAUGUCAAUGAAACAUUUGAAGAGUUUUUACAAGGUAUUAUAUCCCCCAACCCACUACGAACACCCAAUAGAAGUGUCGCUGCUGAGAUGAGAAAUUACGCUGCUGAAAAAUCUACUAUAUCAAGGGCCUCUUCACAGAAUUCAAUUGGAUCAGCUGGUUUAAUGGGAACAGCUGAAAGAAGUUUUCUAACUCCUAAAGGUGUCCAAGAUGGUGAAAAUGAACAUAUACCAUCAUUAGAUGAAUUUGAUGCUGAAAUUGAUAUUUACAAGACAGCUCGUGAUGAGAUUCAAGAUUUACAAGAUUAUCAUAAUGAAGGUUGGAUUCGGGUUGAUUUACAACCAAUCAAACAAGUUCUAACAACCUACGCCAGUAAAUGGAUGUGGACAUUCACCAAAUAUUUAUCCAAUCAAGUGAGCGACAUGUUAGAAAAGUUGGAUCUAUUUUUAAAGAGAAUUGAACCAGAGAUUGAAAGUAUCACUGGUGACGAGAGAGAUACAGCAAGCUUUAUGAAAAUGAUGAGACUCUUUAACGAGGUGUCGGCAGAACAGAAUGAAAUGGAUGGAAAGUUUACAGCAAUGCAUAGAACAAUGAUCUUGUUAAAAAAAUACGGCCAAACAUUAAAUGACAAAACACAGUUCUUAUUUACUGCAGCACCUGGUCGCUGGAACUCUCUUAAAACUAAAGUUUCUCUAGCAAAACAAAGAUUAGGUCCAAGAAUACAAGAAGAAUCAGCUAGAAUCACACAGGAUCUAGAAGCGUUUGCCAACAGAGUGUAUUAUUUUAAUAAAGAUAUGGAGAAUUCUGACGUAUACAGUAGAGAAUGUAAUAUACCUGAUGCCUGGAUUAGUAUCGAUACUUUUAGUAAAAAACUACACAUAUUGGAAAACGAAGCUCAGGAUUUAAUAGAACUACAGGAAUUAUUAGAAAGUUCUGUAGUGAAUUUCUCUGUACUACCUCAAUGUCGUAUUGAGUUGACUAAUCUAAAACAACUGUGGGAGAAAGUUCGAGUUAUUGAAGAACAGCAGACAGAGUGGAAACGUCACAGAUGGCAGAAGAUGAACACCAAGUUUUUACGUGACGAGACAAAUAAACAACUCGCUAUUGUUCGUGGUUUAUCGGAAGAUGUAUUUACGUGGGAUGUUUAUAUGGGUCUACAUGAAUCUAUUACAACUAUUCAGAGUUGUCUACCAUUGAUAGAUGAUUUAAGCAAUCCAGCAAUGAGAACACGUCAUUGGAAACAACUAGUUCGUGUGACUGGUGGUGCCCUCACUAUAGAUAAUGACAUGUUAAAAAGAAUGACACUAGGUGAACUACUUAGUCUCGGAUUACAGAAACAUGUAGAUGAUGUACGAGCAAUAGUACAGAGAGCAGCUAAAGAUUUAACUAUAGAACAAAGUUUAAAAACAUAUGAAGAGGUUUGGUUGAGUAAAGUAUUUGAGCUACGAUCACAUAUUAGAACUAAAUCAUCUGCAGCAGCUGAUACAACUAUACAGGAUAAUCAGAGUGAGGUAGCGAGUGAAGUUGGUGGAACACAACAAAGUAGAAGUCAGGUUCGAGCUACCAGUCGUGUUUCUAAUCAAAGCUCGCACAGUAGACUCAAACGUACCAGUAUAGCAUCACUUCCUGCCUCUUUACUCAACCUGGGAGAGGAUACUGGAAGUAUACAGUUGUUACUAGGUACCGAUCCUAUAUUUGAUGAAUUGGAAGGCCACCAGGUGUCACUACAGACCAUGCAGAGUAGCAGCGCUGCCGGUUCCUUCUUAGACGAGGUGAUGAAAUGGCAGAAGCGUCUGCAGACUAUUGAAGCUGUUUUAACUACCUGGCUAGAUGUUCAAGAAAAAUGGGUGGAGCUUGAAGAGAUUUACUCUGGAGCUGAUAUAAAAACAUCUUUAUCUCACGACGCCAAUCGUUUUUCACAAGUCAAUCGCGACUUCCGUCUUUUGAUGAGGGCAACAGAGAAAAAUCCAAAUGUUUUACAGUGUUGUUCUAGAAAAAAUAUUUUAUCAGUACUAGAGAAUAUGAAUGCUUCAUUAGAAUCAUGUCGACGUUCGUUACUUAAUCAUUUAGAGCGAAGAAGACAAUUGUUUCCACGGUUUUAUUUCCUUUCAAUGGAAGAUGUUUUACAUAUAGUGUGUAAUGGUUAUGAUUUAAAUCAAGUGAAUAUAUAUAUAAACAAAUUGUUCUCUCACGUGGAUAAGCUUUUGUUCGAGGAAACGGAUGAAGAAAAUGAAAAGUUUAAUUUUAUAAUAAAUGGUGUUCAAUCCAAAAUGGGAGAGAAUCUUUUGUUACAACAGCCCAUAGCAUGUGAAGGACAGUUAGAAACCUGGAUGACAGCUCUUCUAAACAGUAUUAAAACAACACUACAACAUCAAACCUCAACAGCUCUUCUUCAGGAAAAACAGAAAAAUGUCCGUAAUAUUCAAAGUGCUGGUGCUAGGAAAGUUCCAGUGAAAGCUUCUCCUUCAAGCUCAUUAACCAAGGUUAAUAAAGAAGAGGGAGCACCAAGUCGUGGACCAAGUCAAGAGAGUGUACAUGCUAGAGGUGAAGCAUCAGAUAGUCGUCCUCCAUCAAGUGUACAGGAAGUUAUUCGAGGAACUCAGUUGGCAGAAAGAUCGUGGACUUUAGAUCACGUAAAAGAAAUUGUUUAUUUAACAACGAAGAUACAAUUGACGGAUUAUAUGAAUUCAGCUUUAAAAGAUUUAGAACAAGGUCAACGAGAAGCUUUACAGGAUGCCCUUGAGAAAAUAGAGAGAAGUAUAAUAGCUACAACUAUACUAUUAAAAGGCUUAGAAGGAGAACAAGAAAAUGAAAGUAGAAAACUGAGAGCAAAUACUGCAGCCAGGAAAGUGUUUAGAUGCUGA